CCCGGGAGCAAGAGCCAUGUCCCCCCGGCCCGCGGCAGACAGCGGGGAGGAAGAAGAGGAGGAGGAGGAGGAGAGCCCAAGGGGCUGGACUAGCGGGGUCCCCCCGGGCCUCGGCGGCCGCCCCUCCGCGAUACUCCUGCUCUGCUGUCUGAACUUUGUGCCAACCUUGGGUAGGGAAACACUCCUGACUACAUCACUGAUCCCAGAAGCCAAGCCAAGUGUGACUUAUAAAGAUUUCAUUCAUGUCAUUGUUAUUGAAGGAAAUGUUCAAAAUGUUUCUGAAGUUUCAGUUCAGUAUUUAUGUUCUCAGCCUUGUGUGGUCAAUUUUGAAGCCAUUGUGUCAUCUGAAUUCAGAAGCAGCAUUCCAGUGUAUAAGAAGAGAUGGAUGAAUGAGAAACAUCUUCAUACUAGGAGAAUUAAAAUGGUGCAUGUGAAAUUCCCAAGCAUCAUGGUUUAUAGAGAUGAUUAUUUCAUCAGACACUCCAUUGCAGUCUCUGCUGUGAUACUGCAUGCCUGGAUCACUCACAAGCACAAUGGAGAUCUGAGUGCAAGAUGGGAAGAAAACUUCUUACAUGCUAUAACAAAGAACUUCACUUUGUUGAAAUCAGUUCCACCUUUUGAACGCCCUUUCAAAGAUCAUCAAGUAUGUCUUGAGUGGAACAUGAACUACAUAUGGAACCUGCAGGCAAACAAGAUACCCCAAUGCCCUCUUGAAAAUGAUGUGGUCAAUAUUCUCAGCUUUCCCUAUGCAUCUAGUGGAGAAAACACGGGAAUUGUGAAAAAGUUCCAGAGGUUUCAGAACAGAGAGCUUGAGGCAACCAGACGCCAGCGUAUUGAUUACCCAAUGUUUACCAUUUCAGUAUGGCUUUAUUUACUCCAUUAUUGCAAAGCACAUCUCUGUGGGAUUCUGUAUUUCGUUGAUUCAAAUGAAAUGUAUGGCACACCAUCCUUAUUUCUAACUGAAGAGGGUUACCUGCAUAUUCAAAUGCAUCUUGUCAAAGGGGAAGACCUUGCUGUGAAAACCAACUUUAUCCUUCCAUUGCAGAAGUGGUUUCGACUAGAUAUCUCUUUUAAUGGAGGACAGAUCAUAGUAACAGCCAAUAUUGGACAGGAUUUGAAAAGCUAUCACAAUCAGUCAAUUAUUUUUCGAGAGGAUUUCUAUUAUAAUGACACUGAUGGCUACUUUAUUCUUGGAGGGAGCAGGUAUGCUCCUGGGAUUGAAGGGUUCUUUGGCCCCAUGAAAUACUAUCGUCUCAGUGUGAUGGAGACUGAACAGAUCUUCAAUCCUCUCUUCAAAAAACAACUUGCUGAUCAGAUUGAGUUAUACUAUGAAAGAUGUGCCGAGAUUAAAGAAAUUGUGUCUUUAUAUGCCAACAUCAUAUGGCAAGAUAAUGACAAUCCAAGAAUGUGUAACCGCAAGAACUACUAUUUAGACCUUAAUGCUAGGUAUGGAAGAUUGUCAACAUGCCGUUCCUUUCCUUGGGGAAAAGAGCUGAAGGACAGAUACUUAAAUUUGUUCCAGGUUUUGCAGGAAAAGGAUUUAUCGUCUGUGCCAGGAAGCCAAAAUGAUUCAGUGCUAGAAGUUGGUGGGAGGAUAUUUGAGAAGGCUGUAAAGAGACUCUCCGGCAUUGACGGUCUACAUCAAAUUAGCUCCAUUAUUCCCUCCCUGAUGGAUUCCAGCUGCUGUGGAUACCAUAAAGCAUCCUACUUCCUUGCAGUCUUUUAUGAAACUGGACUAAAUGUGCCUAUAGAUCACCUACAGGGCAUGCUGUAUAGCUUGGUCGGUGCCCAGGGGAGUGAGAGGCUGUCUGCAAUGAAUCUGGGGUACAAACAUUACCAGGGUAUUGAUGAUUACCCACUAGACUGGGAACUGUCAUACGCCUAUUACAGCAACAUUGCCACGAAGACCCCUCUCGAUCAGCACACUCUGCAAGGAGAUCAGGCAUAUGUAGAAACAAUAAGACUGAAGGAUGAUGAGAUGCUAAAGGUCCAAACUAAAGAAGAUGGUGAUGUCUUCAUGUGGCUGAAACAUGAAGCAACAAGAGGCAACGCAGCAGCCCAGCAACGGUUGGCACAGAUGCUGUUCUGGGGACAACAAGGCGUGGCUAAAAAUCCUGAAGCUGCAAUAGAGUGGUAUGCAAAGGGUGCUUUGGAGACUGAAGACCCAGCAUUAAUAUAUGAUUAUGCCAUUGUAUUAUUCAAGGGUCAAGGAGUUCAGAAGAAUAGAAGGCUUGCUUUAGAACUGAUGAAAAAAGCUGCUGCCAAGGGGUUACAUCAGGCAGUGAAUGGCCUAGGAUGGUAUUACCACAAAUUUAGGAAAAACUAUGUCAAAGCAGCAAAAUACUGGCUAAAAGCAGAAGAAAUGGGGAACCCAGAUGCCUCGUACAAUCUUGGAGUUCUCUAUCUAGAUGGCAUUUUCCCAGGAGUUACUGGAAGGAACCAAACAUUAGCUGGUGAAUAUUUCCAUAAGGCUGCACAAGGAGGACACAUCGAAGGAACCUUGUGGUGUUCCCUAUACUAUAUGACAGGCAAUUUGGAGACUUUUCCUAGAGACCCUGAGAAAGCUGUUGUUUGGGCAAAACAUGUUGCAGAAAAGAAUGGCUAUUUGGGUCAUGUUAUUCGGAAAGCUCUCAAUGCCUACCUGGACAUGUCAUGGCAUGAAGCACUGCUGUAUUCUGUCUUAGCAGCAGAAACUGGGAUUGAAGUGUCACAAACAAAUUUAGCCCAUAUCUGUGAGGAGAGACCAGAACUGGCCAGAAGAUACUUGGGCGUUAACUGUGUUUGGAGAUAUUAUAAUUUCUCUGUUUUCCAAAUCGAUGCCCCUGCAUUUGCUUAUUUGAAGAUGGGAGACCUCUACUACUAUGGCCACCAGAAUCAGUCGAAAGAUCUUGAGUUGUCUAUGCAGAUGUAUGCCCAGGCUGCUCUGGAUGGAGACUCACAGGGAUUUUUUAACCUGGCCCUUCUAAUUGAAGAGGGAGCUACUAUCCCAUACCACAUUUUGGAAUACCUGGAGAUUGAUCAAACACUCCAUUCUAAUAACAUCUCAAUCCUUCAGGAACUCUAUGAAAGGUGCUGGAGCCAUAGUAAUGAAGAUUCGCUCAGUCCUUGUUCAUUAGCUUUGUUUUAUUUUUAUUUUCGGAUUGUCUGUAAUGGAAUUUUUCAUUCCACCCCGAUCUACUUUCUGGGAACCUUUCUGGUAUCCAUAUUGAUCGCAUUGGCAGUCCAGUAUUUUCAAUCAGUCUCAGCCAAUGGUCCUCCCGCAUCUGUUUCACAGCUCUCUUCAGAAAUUGCCCCUUCCAUUGCAAAUCCAGCUGUUGGCUCCUUGGAACAAGAAGAGGCCAUUCCUGCAAAUAAUUUAGAGCAGCGAGGGUGAAUUGCUGACUCUCCAUAUUUCCCCAGAUGAGAGAUGGAGCCUUUGGACCAUGGGUAUUUGACAGAAGACAUUAGGAAUGCUGCAGCCAGGGAAUUAUAAUGCUAAAACCUUCAACAUGUUUUGACUACUAGAAGUUAAUAGUGCACUUGAGUAAAUAUCUAUAUCUAUAUGAUACUUAUAUUUAUGCAAAUAAAUAUAAACAUAUAUUAAA
Vombatus ursinus (common wombat) is the source of this 3584-nucleotide messenger RNA. RefSeq names its product SEL1L family member 3 (gene SEL1L3). Gene Ontology annotation, molecular function: protein binding. Lineage: Eukaryota; Metazoa; Chordata; Mammalia; Diprotodontia; Vombatidae. The record is from RefSeq and is a predicted model, not a curated record. Bases 17 to 3373 code for a protein of 1118 amino acids. The transcript has 24 exons.